Orycteropus afer afer is the source of this 1242-nucleotide messenger RNA. It is a transcript of the gene COX15, whose product is annotated as cytochrome c oxidase assembly protein COX15 homolog. Gene Ontology annotation, biological process: heme A biosynthetic process. The coding region runs from base 1 to 1242 and encodes 413 amino acids. Gene Ontology annotation, molecular function: oxidoreductase activity, acting on NAD(P)H, heme protein as acceptor. The transcript has 9 exons. Gene Ontology annotation, cellular component: mitochondrial inner membrane. NCBI's taxonomy places the organism in Eukaryota, Metazoa, Chordata, Mammalia, Tubulidentata, Orycteropodidae. The record is from RefSeq and is a predicted model, not a curated record.
AUGCAGCGGUUGCUCUUAACGCCCUUGAAGGCAUUGACGAGGAGCCCGUGUCUCCAGCUCUUAGUUCCUAGGGCGGCGCUUAGAGGACAGUGUGGUUGCAUCUGUGGGAUCAGACGCCCUUUGAGGCCAGGACAAUACAGCACCAUCUCUGAAGUAGCAUUGCAAUCUGGAAAGGGCACGUUGUCCCUUCCUUCAAAGACUGCUGAGCGGGUGGUGGGCCAAUGGCUCCUGAUCUGCAGUGGAACAGUGGCUGGAGCAGUUAUUCUUGGUGGAGUAACAAGAUUGACAGAGUCUGGCCUCUCAAUGGUAGAUUGGCAUUUAAUAAAGGAGAUGAAGCCUCCUACAAGCCAAGAGGAAUGGGAAGCAGAAUUCCAAAAAUACCAACAAUUUCCAGAAUUUAAAAUCUUGAAUCAUGACAUGACCUUGGCAGAAUUCAAGUUCAUUUGGUACAUGGAGUACUCACACCGAAUGUGGGGGCGCCUUGUGGGCCUUGCAUACAUCCUGCCUGCUGCCUACUUUUGGAGAAAGGGCUGGCUCAGCCGUGGUAUGAAAGGGCGUGUUCUUGCUCUCUGUGGCUUAGUCUGCUUCCAGGGUCUGUUGGGGUGGUAUAUGGUGAAAAGUGGAUUGGAAGAAAAACCAGACUCCCCGGACAUCCCUCGAGUCAGUCAGUACCGCCUCGCAGCACACCUGGGAUCAGCCCUUGUUCUUUACUGCGCCAGCUUGUGGACCUCACUCUCACUGCUGCUCCCUCCUCACAAGUUACCUGAGACUCAUCAGCUCCUGCGGUUGAGACGAUUUGCUCAUGGAACGGCAGGCUUGGUGCUCCUGACGGCACUCUCAGGGGCUUUUGUGGCAGGGCUGGAUGCUGGCCUUGUUUAUAACUCCUUUCCCAAGAUGGGAGAAUCCUGGAUCCCAGAGGAUCUCUUGACCUUUUCCCCCAUCCUGAGGAAUGUUUUUGAGAAUCCCACGAUGGUGCAGUUCAAUCACCGUAUUCUGGGGAUCACUUCCCUCACUGCCAUCACAGUGCUUUACUUCCUUUCCCGGAGAAUUCCCCUUCCUCGGAGGACCAGAAUGGCAGCAGUGACUCUGCUGGCUUUGGCAUAUACACAGGUGGGUUUGGGCAUUUGUACUCUACUGAUGUAUGUUCCAACCCCUUUGGCUGCUACUCAUCAGUCGGGAUCCUUGGCUCUGCUUAGUGCUGCUCUUUGGCUCAUGAAUGAACUCCGACGAGUCCCAAAAUGA